UUCGGUUCGUAAAAAUCAGUGUUAUCCAGACCAUCAUCAAUAGUGAAAAAAUUGACCUAAUUCGCUUUGAAACAGAGAGUUAUCUCCUUCGCUUCCCCUGCAUAGUUACUCGAGCUUCCAGGUGAUGAUGGAGCUCUUGCCGCAUUUCUCAGGCUUGAAAUUACCCUUCAAUCCCGCCAAUAAGGAGCCCUUUACGGUUUCUACAAUGCGGAGCAAGGGCUACUACGCCUGCCCUCUGCCUGCCCCCUUUGUUAUGGGCCGUACAAACCUCCACAAACGGAAAUCCAUGGCCCCGAUUGUAAUGAAUGCGAAGCAGGGGGGCGUCGGCAGCAGAGGAAGUGGGUCGAACGUUUCGAAAAUCGAGGAAUUGCUAAACAUAGGCGAGGGGAGCGGAGGGGAAUCCGAAUCGGAAUCAGAAUCGGAUGAAAAAGAUGAAGAUGAAGAACCGUUUGUAAUGAAUGAAGAUGAGAGGAAGGAGUGGCGGCGGAAGAUUCGAGAAGUAAUUGGUAGAGCUCCUGAAGUUGAAGAGGAGACAGAUCCUGUGGAGAAAAUGAACAAAAUACAGAAGCUUUUAGCUGAGUAUCCUCUUGUUGUGGAUGAGGAGGAUCCAAACUGGCCUGAUGAAGAUGCUGAUGGAUGGGGUUUCAGUCUCGGCCAAUUCUUUAACAAGAUCAGCAUAAAGAAUGUUAAGAAGGACGACGACGAUGACGAUGAGAAGUGUGAUAGUAGGGAUGAAAUAGUGUGGCAGGACGACGACUACAUUCGCCCUAUUAAGGAUAUAGUCUCUAAGGAAUGGGAGGAGGCUGUGUUCAAGGACAUCAGCCCUUUGAUUGUUCUUGUUCAUAAUCGCUACAAAAGACCAAAGGAAAAUGAAAAGUUCCGAGAUGAAUUAGAGAAAGCAGUGCAAAUCAUUUGGAAUUGUCGGCUACCAUCACCGCGAUGUGUAGCAAUAGAUGCCAAUGCCGAGCUUGAUUUGGUUUCCGCUCUACAAGUCUCCACUUUCCCCGAGCUCAUUUUCACUAAAGCUGGGAAGAUUUUAUACCGAGAAAAAGCAAUCCGAACAGCUGAUGAAUUGUCUAAGAUAAUGGCAUUCUUCUAUUACGGAGCUGCCAAGCCUCCAUGCCUUGGUGGAAUUGAGACCGGCAAUGAGCCAAUUCCUGCUCUUGAGCUCACAAGUAAACGUCCGUAAUCCUGCAUGUACGUAUACAUGUAUAUAUAUAUAUAUUUGUAGUGUUUAGAAACAAUGAUUAUGCAAACAAUUGAUACUGAAAAUGGCCAAAAACUCACUGAUGCUUCCAAAAGAUAUGCCGGAGGUUUGUGUUUUAGCCUUUUUCUGGAACUUGUAGCAUCAUUUCAACAGCAUACAGGUUCUUCAGUUCAAUAGCCAUUGCUGCAGAACUGAAUGGAAGCUACGGGUGAGACAUGAUUGAAAGGCGAGAGGCGCAAUUGGGAAGUGAUUAGUAAUGCAAGGGGAGGGCACGGAUCUAGUUAAACUUGUUUGUACCUGUGGCACCAUGUUAAAAGGUUUUGGCUCCGGUCUCGGCUUCAAGUAAGUACCAAAGUUCAUCACUAUAUUUGAAUUAAUCGUGCGUUUAGAUAUGUUUUAGAGGGGACCGGUUAGGAUACUGAUUAAGAAUUAAUCAGCGCCCUGUUAAUAUAUCUUUCGUGCUGGGAUCGAUGGUAAUAUUACAUAUUGUGUGGACUAUUGUCAUGUGUUGUUAGUUCAUAUAUUGUAUUAUUUUAUUAUAUAAACAUGCAUUUUGUGCUA
Messenger RNA from Andrographis paniculata, 1768 nucleotides. RefSeq names its product thioredoxin-like fold domain-containing protein MRL7L, chloroplastic. The record is from RefSeq and is a predicted model, not a curated record. The transcript has 5 exons. Gene Ontology annotation, biological process: regulation of DNA-templated transcription; chloroplast organization. NCBI's taxonomy places the organism in Eukaryota, Viridiplantae, Streptophyta, Magnoliopsida, Lamiales, Acanthaceae. Gene Ontology annotation, cellular component: chloroplast stroma. The coding region runs from base 125 to 1189 and encodes 354 amino acids.